AUGACAAAACUAGUUCACUUUAUGAUAGAUAUUUCAAGAGAACCUCAAAUCACUGAUUAUGCUCCCAAAUCCUACAUUGAAUCGAUGAAAAGAUGUUGGGACCAUGAUCCAAAGAAUAGGCCAACCGCUAACGGAAUUAAGUAUCGUAUUAAAGAACAUCAUUUUUUUAAAGUAAUCAAAGAAAAACAAGAAAUCAUUAGAUUAGCAGAAACUAAACGACAAGAAAUCAUCAAUUCAGACAAGUUUCUGUCGGAUACAAAGAAUUAUGAAUCAUUCUAUAUAACUCGUCUACUAUAUGAAUCAAUUUAG
Molecule: messenger RNA, 309 nt
Organism: Entrophospora candida
Lineage: Eukaryota; Fungi; Glomeromycota; Glomeromycetes; Entrophosporales; Entrophosporaceae
Source: the annotation of a GenBank genome assembly